CUGUGGGAAGGCUCUCAGCGGCGGAGGGAGGUGCCAAGCCCCUUCUUCGCCACCCAGAUCUGCGGGCGGGACAAGGGGAGGACCUGAGACGUGCUUUAGUGCCAGGCGCGAAUGGCCUCCGGCUGCUCUGAGCUGGCCGCUCCUGGUGGGUUCUUUCUCUGUCCCGUCACAAGCCCACUGGCAAAGUCACCGGCUAGGUAGGUGGAGGCUGCAGCCCGUCUCCCAGCUCUUAGGAGCACUAAGGGGCAGCUGCACGGAUGCAGAUGCGACCCGGGGACCCCUGAGGUUUGGGGGAGAAAGGAUUUGAAAGAGAAGGGAUGCACUCGGCUAGCUUGCUAGCCUCAAUGACAGGCUUGCAUCGCGAAUUUCCUAGGACGGUGGCAGCCGGCAUGUCACCGCGAGGCGGCAACACUGCUUCUGAAGAGUAGUAACUUCACUGACUUGGAAAACUUUGUCUCCACUCUUGGCUCUGAAAGUUGCGAGCUGCCCUAGAGGGGGGACAGACGCAGCACUGCCACGGGGAGGGUCAAGGCUAUCAGCCAGCCCGCGACCUUCAGAAAGUCUUAAUUUCCAUUCGGGACCUGGUUCCCAGGUAUUCUGGAGGCCGCGCCUCCCCGCCCCUGGCCCUCCCCUUGGGAUCUAGCCUUGGGCCAGCAUCCUCCUCCCUCUCGGUCCGGGACAGCCGCAACUAAAAGCUGGAGGUUCCAGGCUGAAUCUGCUUUCUGCUCUCCAGCCUGGCUAGACUGAGCCGGGAAGGGCGAGCCCAGCCGGCGUUAUGCUCUCCUUCAGCUGCUGGAGUAGAUAAGUUUUCAGCGGAGUCUCCAGAACUGCGUUUGCUGCGGGACAAAUCCCAGGACCGGAUGGUAUCAUGGAUCCAUCCAGGGAGCAGCUGCAAAGUUCCGAGGCUCCCAUCUCCACGCUUUCCGAAGAACCCCCGCCCACGGAGGUGCUGUCUGUCCCCGAGGUCCUCUGCGUAGAGGGUGGCACCUCGGAGACCCCGAGCCCUGACGCUCAGCUCCAGGACAGGCCCCUGUCGCCGCAGGAAGAGGCGGCUCUCCCGGAGCAGGAGGAGCUGCAGGAAUAUCGCCGCCCUCGUGCGCGCUCUUUCUCUUUGCCGGCGGACCCCAUCCUGCAGGCCGCCAAGCUCCUGCAGCAGCAGCAGCUGACCGGACAGCCCGGCGCCGAGUGUGGCGAGCCGGCCGUAGACUGCUGCGCCAAGUGCAAGAAGCGCGUGCAGUUCGCGGACUCGCUGGGGCUGAGCUUGGCCAGCGUGAAGCACUUCAGCGAGGCAGAGGAGCCGCAGGUGCCUCCCGCCGUGCUCUCCCGUCUCCGCAGCUUCCCGCUGAGCGUCGAGGACCUGAAGCAGGUCGGGGGGCUGCUGACGGUGGCAAAGGUGCCCGCGCCCCUCUGGGUGCCGCGGAUCCAGCUCCGACCCCUCUUCCAGCUCCCGGGGCUGAGCGCUGCGGAGGAGCGUCUCCGGCGACAGCGAGUGUGUCUAGAGAGCGUGCAAUGCUCCCAGCCGCCCCGCGCCGAGGUGACCGGCUCCGGCCGGGUGAUCAGCUGCCCCGGACCCAGGGCUGUGGCGGUGCGCUACACCUUUACCGAGUGGCGCACCUUUCUGGACGCGCCGGCCGAGCUGCAUCCUGAGUCACCGGAGCAGCUGCCUCCUGUGCCAUCGGGGCACUCUGGACCAGGGGCUGAGGAUAGUGAGGAGGAGCUGGUCACCCAGCGUUUCUGCUUCUCGCUGUGCCUGCCCCCAGGUCUGCAACCCAAAGAAGGGGAGGACGGUGACACAUGGGACGUCGCUAUUCAUUUUGCCAUCUGCUACCGCUGCGAACAGAGCGAAUACUGGGAUAACAACGAGGGGGCCAAUUACACCUUGCGCUAUGUGUGCUCCACAGAUCCACUCUGAGCCCUGGAGCUUUCUUUGUUUGAGACAUGGAGAGAGGUUGACCAGCACGCGAAGUUCCAUCAAGAGCUCUUGAGGAACCUUAGCUGAGCGUCGCAUUAACCAAGCUUGGAGAGAAAGGAGCAAAACAUUAAAUAAACCAUCAACUCGCAGCGCAGAUCAACACGCCAGCAAGCACAGCGGGGCUGGCAAUGCUAUGACUCUCUUUCCACUAACCUUUCUACUUGCCUUCUAGAAUUCCCAGGCUGCAAUGGACUAAGGAACACCCCAGUCCCCCAUGCAGGGAUUCUCACCAAGAAAGGGGCUGUGGAACCCUGUGACCUUGGGGAUUUGUUUCUAAUGUGAGAGGUGGUCCUUACAGCUUGAUGAAAAUCUGCAGGGAAAGAUAGGCACCCCGUCUCCAGGAGGGAACCUUCACACCGAGACUUGAUUCUCAGAAGGCUCGGUGGGUGCUGAUCAGCCUUUCCUUUUAUCUGGGAUCUGGAAACGUUUGCCCAGAAGCAGCGCUAUUUUCUUCUGUGAUUGGAUACAAAUGCCCUUUUAAAAAGUAAAGGCCAUGUGCACAUACUUUCCCUCCGUGCUUCAUGUUUCACCUUCUGAGGGUUUGGGUUUGGGGAGGCCUUGGCCAUCGGGGGUGCUCAGCUGACGACACAGACAGCAUUGACAUACUUUCUCUUGAUGUGGAAGAGCCCAAGUUCUCCACACUGGGAAAAGCGAUCUUGAAAACAUACAAAAAGUGCUCUGUCCCUUGUCAUAGUAAAAUGUUGGACGAAUUAAAAUGCCAGAGGCCUUGGCUGUGAGCUGCAGGAACCCAUCACAUUCGUCCCAACCCUUUUGUGCACUUAGAGCUCCUAAUAGCUGCCCCACUCUCUGGGCCAUUAGUAGUCAGAGAAGCUGGGCUCUCGCAGGCUGCACUCCAAGUGCAGGGUUUGGGGGCUGGACAGGUGGCUUCUUUCUCCUCUCAGAGGCAAAGCACACUCAGCUAGUGCUGUUGCUCAGAAUCAAAACGGGCACUCUGCAUAGCAACCCCCUAGGCGCGGGUGUGGGGAGCUUCACGCACUGUGGACGGCCCCAUACUCUGAGAUGUGUCCAGGUCUGAGUGGGAGCGCACUCUGGGUGAAGACUCCGUUUUCUUCCCACUCUUCCCCCAGUAACUUACUUUCUUUUGAAAAUUAUUAUUCAAAGUGUCCUACUUUCUAGCACGUGACUAGCAUAAUUAGUUUGGAGUAGACUAAAUUUAAGGGGAGAUGGUUUCAUAGUUCUACAGAUGGGUCAGCGCAAGUACCAAAGAUCAAACAUGGCCCAAAGUGUGUUUUCACGGAACCAGAGACCUAUAAAUGAUUUUCACGUU
Molecule: messenger RNA, 3260 nt
Organism: Onychomys torridus (southern grasshopper mouse)
Lineage: Eukaryota; Metazoa; Chordata; Mammalia; Rodentia; Cricetidae
Gene: Ppp1r3g
Product: protein phosphatase 1 regulatory subunit 3G
Exons: 1
Coding region: 869-1912 (347 amino acids)
Biological process (GO): regulation of glycogen biosynthetic process
Cellular component (GO): protein phosphatase type 1 complex
Molecular function (GO): glycogen binding; protein phosphatase 1 binding
Source: RefSeq, a predicted model, not a curated record